Oncorhynchus mykiss (rainbow trout) is the source of this 1451-nucleotide messenger RNA. Its product is annotated as transcription factor HES-5. The record is from RefSeq and is a predicted model, not a curated record. Lineage: Eukaryota; Metazoa; Chordata; Actinopteri; Salmoniformes; Salmonidae. Gene Ontology annotation, biological process: regulation of DNA-templated transcription. Gene Ontology annotation, molecular function: protein dimerization activity; DNA binding.
ACACUUCAUUGAGCAUGUGGCAGCACAGCAUCUAUCAAUGCCAUUCCCAGCCCUCUCAUUGGCUCCGGACUGUGAGAAACUCCAACAAGCCCAAGACCCACACAUUCAUAUGGAGAUUUAGGAGUAUAAAUAGGAGGGAGAACCAGAGGAAAGACAGUACAUAUCCAAUUGGCUCUUUACUGAGACUUCAGCUCAACAGAACUACUACUGCUAUAUCCAUUGGCACCAACUAUGAUUAGACAGAUGACUAACCCUAAGCAGCACCUCUCACUUACUAAGAUAAGGAAGCCAGUGGUGGAGAAGAUGCGUAGGGAUCGCAUCAACACCAGCAUCGAGCAGCUCAAGUCCCUCCUGGGUCCCGAGUUCCUCCGCCAGCAGCCCGACUCCAAGCAAGAGAAGGCCGACAUCUUGGAGAUGACUGUCUAUUUCCUGAGCCGCCAGCAGCAGGCAGGAAGUUCCUCCACUGCAGCAGCCAAUGAGGGCUACUCUCGCUGUGUGCAGGACGCUGUCAGCUUCCUGUCUCAGUGUGAGGUGAAGACACAGUCCUACAGCUCGCUGCUGAGCCACUUCCAGAGCCUGCAGACAUCCAGCCAACACAGUCAGGCUCCCUGGUCCUUCUCCCCGCCGGGCUCCCCAGUCCACCAGGCCACCACCAAGGGUGUGAUGAGCCCCGUCUCCCAUCCACUCUGGAGGCCCUGGUAGAGCAAUGCUUCAAACGUUUUCAUGUCAGACAAACGGAAUUGGACAGGCCAGUCUAUAUUAUGACAGGCAUGGACAGUGGUGUUCGGAGUGACGAAGGUCUAAUUCUUUUGCAUUUGGCAAGAGAUGCUACGUCGAUAGUCUUCAUCCAGAUGAAGCAAGGGCAUAUUUUGCCAGUAUUCCUUUGAAAGGAAGGAUUCUAUGAAAUGAUUCAGAUUGGUUUGGGAUACAUACUCUGUAUAUGAAAAUGUACACUGAAUUAACAGUGUUACUAUUAUGCAUGUUCUUGUCUGAGAACGAUAACUCUGAAAGUACAAACAGAGUUAAAUUAUGCUAAUAACAUACUUUUAUUGUAUGUCUAACCCAUAAUGGGUUGCUACUGUUUCUUUGGUGUCUGUGACACCACCUGUUUUUUUUGCAUUUAAAAAAAAAACUAUUUACAAUAAAUUGUCACAAUGGUACAAUGUAUCAAUUUGGUGAUGUAUGAAUAUUAUGCUACAAAUGGAUCCAAUGAAUCUACUUUAAAUGUACAUCAUGUCAUGAUUAUGUAAAAUGUAUGUUAUUAAUAAUACAAAUAUUCAAUGUUCAUUCUAACUUCGAAGAGACCCCAUUCAUAAAGGGAUGUUGUGUAUUCAACACGAGUUUGUGUAAGUUUGUUUGUUUGCCUUUAUUGAUUUAAAUUACACUAUUUGGAGUGACAUGUCAUCAAGCUUUUGAAAAUAAAUUAACUUCAAUUGAAGUUUCUCAACAUU